This is a messenger RNA of Lithohypha guttulata, 2256 nucleotides long. RefSeq lists its product as uncharacterized. The transcript is spliced from 7 exons. The record is from RefSeq and is a predicted model, not a curated record. NCBI's taxonomy places the organism in Eukaryota, Fungi, Ascomycota, Eurotiomycetes, Chaetothyriales, Trichomeriaceae. The coding region runs from base 1 to 2256 and encodes 751 amino acids. Gene Ontology annotation, molecular function: ATP hydrolysis activity; ATP binding.
AUGUCCUCAGUGGCUAAAGCACCAAAAAACAACAAAGCUGCUCGAACGCAUACGGUCAGCCCGGCCAGUCCUCCAAGCAGUCCAACCAUGCAGUGUUCAAACUCAAAGCCAGCUGUCACCCUCUCGAAGCGCACUGAUACAUCCCAAGCUCGCACUGCCAGCUCUUGUCAUCGAGACACUUCGCCGAAGAGUCUGCCAAUGCGAGCGUCAACUCAUCAAGAGGUUGCUCAACUACUCAAAGAUGCCGUCGAGUACAUUAUGUCAGACUCCAAGGAGACCGCGAAAACUACCGCACCUCAAGUCGCGUCCACAACAGCCUCCAAGCCUGCUGUGAGAGGCACGAAACUAGAGGUAAAAGACAUACAAGAAGUGUGCGUCAUCUCCAUUCCUCAAUACCGUCCCAGAGAACUGAUCGCGUAUAGCUGGGACCCCGUAGCAUACGCAUACAAGGUCGUGGAAUCACCAGCUGUCACUGAGGUGAUGGAACUAGACACCUAUGCUUUCGUCAUUCGCACGCUUAAGGCAGAGACCCGAUCCAUCGUCUACGUCGACAUUAAAUUACCAGGCUUGCGAGAUAUUUUGAGAGCUGUGCUGAAGGAUAUCAAAUGGGUCAGCUUGGCUGACGAUAAACCUUCGUUUGAACAUAACUUGCUCUUCCACUAUCUGCCCGAACUCGAGGAGUAUCAGGCCAGUGCGACUAGGGAUGGAGCUCGUGACCUGACAAGUCUCAAAGCCCUUAACUUGUUAAUACGCACCAUCAAAGACCGAGCAAAAGCUCCCUCAGAACGUCUGGAUCCGCUUCUGCGAGAAGGUAAGAUCACAUACGAUUUAUUGUGGGCGCUGUUCAAGGCUAAUAGCCACGUCAUCACGACUUGCCUUGGCAGCGGUCAGUUGAGGUGUCUCCAGUACAAUGUAGGAGAGGAGAAAAAAACUGAACAGGGCGUCGAAUACUUCGAGCUUCAAUGCCAAUACCUCGAUUUUGAUGGCAAAGUCUUUGGUACCGUCACCGAGAGGCUGCCUAUUGAGCGGUUUCAUGGGGCUCGACCGAUCACCACUUUGGACAUCUACCCGCUUUAUUUUCACCCCACCCCGAACAAGAUCAUGCAGUCGUUGAUCGAACGCGGCCGAAAUUUCAUGUCUCUCAUGGGCUCGCAUCACCGGAUAUAUGACGGAGUCGCUUUUCGACGGGUAAAAGAUGGCCUAGUCCGAAAGUCAGUUCAGUCCAAGAUCAUGAUUGAUACAGACCAAUUCCGCAAAAUGAUCCCAAGCUAUGCGCGCAUUAUAAUCAAGAAAACGGAAGAAGGCUUCUUUUCUGACUUCAUCACGACGCAACAACGUGUGAUGGACGGGGAGACGGAUUUAGCCAACCUGCCGGAAGACAAGCUUGUCCUAUGUCCUCCCACGGUAUUGGGUUUCAGUCUCAAUGACAAAUUCUGGGGUGAGUACGCGGUCGAUCAUAUUCAGGGUAUCGAACCGUCUUCCGCACUCUUUGACCAUUUGUCCAUCCCCAUCCGCAUGAAGAACACCAUCAGAUCCCUGACUCGUGGUCAUCUGGGCCCACUGAAGGAUGCAAAACGUGAGAUUUCUCGACUUUUUGGCUUCGCCACCGUGCACGCUGACGAUAGUAGUGGACCGCCAGGCGUGGGGAAGACCCUCACCGCCGAGGCCCUGUCCGAAUACCACCGACGACCACUCUAUUCGGUCUCUGCCGGAGAACUCAGCUCGGACGCGGGAGAGCUGGAUCCCCAACUCACUGACAUCUUCCGCGUCGCAUGCGCGUGGAACGCCAUUUUACUGAUAGACGAAGCGGACGUCUUUCUCCAGAGACGUGCUGAGCUAACUCUGGAACGCAACCGACUGGUGGCAGUGUUCCUCCGAAAGUUGGAACACUUCGAUGGCAUUCUGAUCUUGACGACCAAUCUGGUCGAUCAUUUUGACAGUGCUAUCCUCGAUCGUAUGCAUUUGCAAAUGCAAUACCAUCCUCUUGACAAAGCUGCCAGAAAAGAAGUCGUCAUCGGCUUUCUCACGAGCCUCUGUGGGGAAGAUGGAUUAUCUAACUUUGGUGCAGACUAUCUGGACCGGUUUGCUUGCAUGAAUGUCAACGGUCGUCAGAUCAAGAACACUGUGUCUAUCGCUUACACGCUUUCCAUGGAAGACGAGGACGAACUGUCCUGUCUCCACAUCGACCAUGCCCUGGAAGCCACGGGUUUACGUCUGCCUCAAAGCGCUGACGAGCCGUUUGACCUGUACGACUGA